AUGCGGAAGGUUGAUCUGAGCAAGAGUCAUUUUAAGAAGUGGGUGACAUCUGCAAAUUCAACUACAUAUACUAGUUUUGUGGCCGCUCAGGAAAUAGUCAGGCACGGGAAGCUGUUCACAGAUGGAGAGUAUAUCAAGGAAUCAUUCAUCAAGAUUUCAGAACAUCUAUUCUCGGACUUCAAGAACAAGAGUGAAAUUGUGCAGAAAAUCAGAGAUAUGCCUCUCUCUGCGAAGACUGUGAAAGACAGAACCAUAAAAAUGGCAGAAAACAUCACCGGACAGCAAAUUAAAGACAUCAAUUCAGCUGAGGCGUACUCAAUCGCCUGUGAUGCAUCCAAAGACAAAAGUAAUAUUGAACAAAUAGUGCUGUUCUGCCGAUAUGUGAACUCUGCUGGGCCACAGGAAGAAAUGAUUCAGUUGAUACCACUAAAAGGCCAAACAUGGGGGGAGGACAUCUGUGAGGCUGUCUUGGAUUAUUUAAGAAUCAAUGAAAUAAACACCACCCACCUGGUGUCAGUGGCUACUGACGGGGCACCAAGUAUGACAGGAGCGCACAAGGGCUUUGCGGCUUUACUGCAGAAGUCGCUGGGUAGAAAGCUGCUUACAUUUCACUGCAUCCUGCACCAAGAGGCAUUGUGUGCUCAAACAUUUCCUCCAGAAUGCACAGAAGUGAUGAAUGUUGUCAUUCAGAUUGUCAAUAAAAUAAUGGCACAAGGUUUAAAUCACCGUCAGUUCCGUUUGCUACUAGAGGAGGUGGAAAGCACAUAUUCUGAUCUCCUGCUGCACAACAAAGUCCGGUGGCUGUCCAGAGGGGAGGUGCUAAAACGCUUUGCUGCGUGUCUGGAAGAGGUGAAAACUUACCUGGGCAGCAAAGGGCUCACCUUUCCUGAGCUAGAAUGGCCAGAGUGGCUGGAAAAGCUACACUUCAUGGUAGAUAUGACAGCACACCUGAACACGCUGAACACAACUCUUCAGGGUAAAGGAGGCACAGCCCUGCACAUGCUGGAGGAAGUUUUGGCAUUUGAGCGCAAGUUGACAGUGUUUGGCAGAGAUUUACAGAAAGGUACACUAUCUCACUUCCCCUCUUUGCGAGAGUUCAAACAAGGUCACAACAUGAUAAAUUCAGAGUAUUUGCAGUCUGCAAUCAUUGCAAUGGAAACAUCAUUUGGGAAGCGAUUCUGUGAGUUCAGAGAGGAAAAAAACACAUUAUCUUUCCCUGUCACUCCCCUGACCAGCGAUCCAUCUGCAUUGAAUAUGACUGCAUUUGCAGGGGUAAGUCAACCCGAUCUGGAGAUGGAACUUGCAGACAUAGCCGACAAAGAUAUAUGGGUGUCCAAGUUCCAACGCUUGACAGAUAAUCUUGAAGAUGUUGCCCGUCAGAAGGCCAAUCUCGCACUGAAUCACAAAUGGAGUGAUAUUGAAAACUUUCCCAAACUGGACAAGCUUAUAUUCGACACAUGGAAUGCUAUCCCCAGCACUUACUCAAAUAUGAAAAAAUACGCAUUUGGAGUCCUGUCGAUCUUCGGAUCCACAUACGUAUGUGAACAGGUCUUCUCCAACAUGAACUAUAUUAAAAACAAAUAUCGUUCACGCCUCACAGACAUCAGCCUGCAAUCUUGUUUAAAGAUGAAGGUGAUGUCUUACAGCCCUGAUAUGCAGAUGCUGUGUGCUGAUGUUGAGAAGCAAAAAUCACAUUAA
This is a messenger RNA of Protobothrops mucrosquamatus (brown spotted pit viper), 1698 nucleotides long. RefSeq names its product general transcription factor II-I repeat domain-containing protein 2B-like. The coding region runs from base 1 to 1698 and encodes 565 amino acids. The record is from RefSeq and is a predicted model, not a curated record. The transcript has a single exon. Lineage: Eukaryota; Metazoa; Chordata; Lepidosauria; Squamata; Viperidae. Gene Ontology annotation, molecular function: protein dimerization activity.